AUGACGUGUCCAGGUGUGUUGGUGUGUGUGGGUCGAGAGCCCUUCAGACCUCUACUUCUGGAGUACGUAACCAAGAGCUCUGAGGAGAAACUUCCUGGACUGGGGACGCGGUCAACUGGAAACGGGGCCCGCUCCCCGGGUACUGGGGCCCGCUCCCCGGGUACUGGGGCCCGCUCACCUGGUAACGGAAAAGGGUCACGGUCUAGUGUCUGCAGCGAGGGACACGACAACAAGAAGAACGUGAACUUUGGUCUGGAGACUAAGAAGAGCAUCAUCCAUCCUCGCUUAGACUCUUCAAACCGCUCCACCCGUUUCUCUCUCUCCUCUGAGAAGUCCUGCGCUAACGGCCUCAGCACUUGUCCCCACUCCCACAGCGGCAGGGAGGCGGUGCUGAACGAUGACAUAGAGAAGCGGGUACUGGUGAACAAAGAUGGCAGCCUGUCUGUGGAGAUGAGGGUGCGGUUCAAUCUCCACAACGAUGAGACACUUCAGUGGUCCACGGAGAUUAAGAAGUCUCCGUCUGACUCUCUGACAAACGACUGCUGUCCGCUCAGGGAAGCCCCGCCCUGCUACCUACAGCAGGGCCAAUCGGAAAGCUGCUCGGACCCUGACUACGCUUUUUGUGUUGCUGAAGCUGCCGACUACGCACCCAAGCCUCCACAGCGCUCCCUGAAGGAGCCACAGCCCCGCUGUGCCUGCUGCUACCAGAGACCUGACCCGGAGUAUGACCUCUGGGAAAACCCCGCCCACAUCCAGACCUCUAAGCACUCCCAUUCCAGGGUUAGACACACCCACUCUUCUAGCUCCUCCUCCUCCUGCCGCUCCAGCAGGGUGGUGAGGAGACGGGCGACCCACAAGGAGGGCUCGGAGCCUGGAAGGGUUGUCCAGGAGUGCUGCGUCAGGGAAGAGGUACAACGUCGGGUGGAGGUGGAGAGGGACGGAGGAAUGGUGGAGGUGUGUACAGUCAGCCGUAGCUGCAGCCGCAGCGAACUCAAUCUGAGUGCCACAGACAACCAGGGGGAGGAGCGUCCUCCGUCUAGCUCCUCCCGCAUACUCCAAGCGCUUCAGGAAGAUGUGGAUGCCCUCCCUCCCAACGCCUCACGCUGCUGCCAUAGCAACGACCCCCCACAACAGCUCCCUUUGACUUCGCGACCCCCCAGCCACUCGUCCAAUUACUCCAAGAGCAGGAACCACACCCCUGCCCCUACCCCACAGCGAGAGGAGAGGGGAGAGGGGGAAGAGGAAAGGUGUGACAUGGGUGAGGAGAGUGCUAGCAGAGCCUCCUCCCGGCGCUCUUGUCACUCCUGUUCCUGCCGUGGUGGAGAAGUCACCCCUCAGGCCCACCAGGAGAGGGCGGACAGCCAAGCCUCCCACAGAUCUAGAUCUUUCAAUAGAAUCACAACCCCUGUGGCUUCAGAGGAGGGAGAUGAUGAAGAUGACGAGAAGGAGGAGGAGGAGGAGAGGGCAGUCAGCGUAAUGUCCACUCACACCGGUCUCUCCGGGGGAUCGGGUGGGUCAUUGGGGUCUAUGGGGUCCAUUGUGUGUUCUCACUGUGGCGGGUGUGACCAUAGGUCCAGCCCUGCAUCCUGCCCUUCACAGAGGUCACAGCGAUCUAAAUGUGAAGAGGAGAGGUCAGGGAGCGGACUCUCGGGUGGCUCAGAUGAGUCCGGUUUUUCUCAGAGAACCAACAGGUCCAACUGUACCCACUACUACCAAGAGGGCCGAGCAGCCAGCAGAAUGUCACACCUGUCACUUCCCGAGGAGGGAGAGGAUACUGGGAAGGAGGGAGAGGUGGAGGUUGGCGAGAAGAGAGAAGAGGAGGAGAAAGACGAGAGAGCAGCCAGUGUCCUCUCAGCUAAAUCCUUCUCUUCAGUCAAGGGCAGGAACUCCAGAACCUCCCAUAAGUCUAAGGCUUCAGAAUCCCUUGCAGACAUGGAGGAAGAGAUGGAGGAAGAGAUGGAGGAAGAGAUGGAGGAAGAGAUGGAGGAAGAGAGGGAGGAAGAGGGAGGAGUGGAAGACAGAAGAGAGCAGAGACCAUCAAGCGCCAUGUCAGCUAAAUGUAACCUCUCAGUAAAGUCCAACAGGUCUCAGAAGUCCUACGGCAGCAAAUCUGAACGGGCGCCUUCCCCCAAAUUACCAGAGGCAACAGCUACUGACGAGGUGGGAGAGGAGAGACCAGCAAGUGCCAUGUCAACUAAAUCAAACCUCUCAGCCAAGUCUAGCAGGUCUCAUAAGUCCACCUGUAGCAAAACAGAUGGGUCCACAAAAGUUUCAGAGAGGGCAGCAUCUCCCAGAUCAGAACCUGAAGCUGCUGAGGAUACAGAGGACAGAGAAGCCAGUGAUAUGUCAAAUAAAACCUGUGUUUCAGCAAAGUCCAGCAGAUGUCAUAAGUCUCGGGCUGCUUCUGUCAGCUCUGACACACCCGAAGUCCCUGAUAUUGAGACAGCCGGUGAAGGUGAAGAGGCAGAAGAGAAAACAGAGGAGAGGGCAGAGAGCUCCAUGUCAGCUAAAUCUAACCUCUCGGUUAAGUCCAGCUGGUCCCAUAAGUCCACCUACAGCAAAGCAGAACAGGCCCCUUCCCCCUAUUCAGAGGCGCCAGAAACCGAACCUGGUCUAGAUGAGGAGGGAGAGGAGAGAGCAGCGAGUGCCAGGUCAACUAAAACCAGUGACUCAGCAAAGUCCAGCAGGUCCCACAAGUCUAACCAUAAAGCUACCUCUCCAAAGCCAGUCAACGAUCCAGCGGAGGACACGGAGGAACAGAGAGCAGCCGCGUCAGGUGAAAUCAGGGCUUCUGUCAGGUCUAGCAGGUCUCACCAGUCUACCUGUAGUAGGAGUGCUAGGGCUGAGACACCUGUCGCCAAAGACAUCCCUGCUAUUGAAACAACAGAAGGAGAUGAGAAUGGGUCUGCUGCCGCCGCAGGAUACGCAGAGGAGAGGCCGGCGAGCGCCACGCCAGCUAAAAUGAACGUUUCAGUUAAGUCUAGCAGAUCUCACAAGUCUACCAAACCUUCAGAGAGGGUUGUCUUUAAAGGGGCUAACAUCCUGGCUAUUGAAACAAUGGGGAAGUCUAGCAGAUCUCAUAAGUCCACCUGCAGCAAUGCAGAACGGGCCUCUUCCUCCAACUCACCAGCUGAACUUGCCCCUUCUCCCAACUCACCAGAGGUACCAGCUUCUGCUGUAGAUGAGGAGGGAGAGAGAGCAGCGAGCACCGUGUCUGCUAAAACCAGUGCUUCAGUCAAGUCCAGCAGAUCCCACAAGUCUACCUGCAGUAGGAAUGUCAGGGCUGAGACACCAGGGACUAAAAUCAUCCCUGUUAUUACGACGACAGGGGGAGAGGAGACGGUCGAUGAUACAAUUGUUGCUGGAGACACAGAGGAGAGACCGGCGAGUGUCAUCUCAGCUAAAACCAGUGCUUCAGUCAAGUCCAGCAGAUCUCAUAAGUCUACCUGCAGCAGGAGGGCUGAGAGUCAAAGAUCUCAACCAGCCGAUGUCCCUGUUAUUGAAACAACAGGAGGAGACGAGGUCGGAGACGAGAAAGAGAGAGCAGCCCGUGUCAUUUCAGCUAAAUCUAACGCUUCAGCAAAGACCCGCAGGUCUGACAGGUCCACCUGUAAUGGAGGUGCUGAAGUGAUCUCUCCAGUGGCUCAAGAUAUUCCCUCUAAAGAACAGGGGGACAAAGAGGACGAGAAGUCUGACGAGAGACCAGCGAGCGUCAUGUCGGCUAAAUCCACCACCUCUGACAAGUCCACCAGGUCCCAUAAGUCCAGCAGUAGUAAGAGGGCUGAAACGCCAGCUGAUGUCCCUGUUGUUGAGACCACCGGAGGAGACGAGAAGGGAGAGGGGACAGAGAGACCAGCGAGUGCCAUGUCGACUAAAUCCAAUGUUUCAGCAAAGUCCAGCAGGUCUCACAAGUCCACCUGUAAUAGUGGAAGUGCUAGAGCGGUCUCUCCAGCACCUAAAACAGCAGACGUCCCUGCCAUUGAAACAACAGAGGUUGACCGUGAGGGAGAGAAAACAGAGGAGAGACCAGCUAGCGCCAUGUCGGCUAAAUCUCACAUCUCAGCUAAGUCCAGUACAUCUAAUAAGUCUAAUGCAAGUAACAGAAGUAUGUUUCCGCACCUGAAAAAAGAGAGAGGUGAGAGAGGCGUUAGACCCCUCCCCAGCACUACAGGAGAUGACCUUGAGACAGGCCGUGUGAAAUCUGCCAUGAGCACAAAACUCAAAAGUAAAGCAGAUUCCUCCCCCACCAGACCCCUCUCCAGAACAUCACAGACCAGCGCUAAACCUACCAAUCGAACACCGCCUGCCACCUCCGAGACAGCCAAUGAGGAGUCUCGAAGUCAAGCCGCCAGCAGGGCCGCAGACAUAGCUGAUGACAUCAGAAAUGAUGUCACAGAGGAGAAAGCGUCCAGCGUACGCUCCAAGAGCCCUGCCAAAGCAGCUGGAGACUCAAGACCUGUGUCUGCUUCCUCCGCCCGCCCCACCGGGUCAAAGGUGAAAGUUGAGAAGGCCAGCGAUGCCCAUGAGCAGGAGAGUCCAAAUACAAGCGCCUCCGACUUCCUACAAGUGAAAGGUCAAGGUCACAGAGUCAAAGCUCAGAGUGACACAGGCAGCGUUCGCUCUGUGAAGACGGUGAUAGAAAGGAAUUCCAGACCAAAGUCACCGCGAGCGAGAGACCCUGUCCCCCAGUCCCCCAGUCCCACCAUUCAAUUGGAGACGGCCAGCAUCAGUGACAGCCUCCUCUCUCAGUUCCUGUCAGCUGCUGACCUGCUCAAGGGGAACAUUGCCGCCUUGCGCCCCUCCAGCCCUGUAGGGUCAAAGGUUAGCCUCACUGAGAGCGGGAAGAGUGGACAGAGCCGGAGGAGCAGGGAACCCGAACAGGAAGAGGCAGAGUUAGAGGAGCUGGAUCCCCUCUGUCUGCCUAACACCUUGCCCAACGACGUUGUCAGUGAUUGGCUGAGAGGCAUACCUGCCGACGGCGGUAUGGAUAGCCCUGAAGACGAGAUGAACAAGGGAAUUGAGGAGACAGAAGAAGGAGAGGAAGCCGUGGAGAAAGGAGGGGAAACAGAGGGACAGGGAGGAGAGGAGACUGAGGAGAAACAAGAACCGGUUGAGACCACAGUGCUGGAGCAGGAGAACACGGCUGAACCAGGACAACAGGAAGAGGAGAAGACGGCUGAACCAGGACAACAGGAAGAGGAAGUGAAGGAGGCUGAAGAGCACCCAGAGGAAGAGGAGGAGGUGAAAGAGGAGGAGGAAGAGAGGGGAGAGGAGGAGGGAGUAGCAGUGGAGCAAGAGAAGGAAGAAAAAAAAGAAGAAGAGAGGGAGGAGGGAGGAGAAGAGGGGGUAGAGUGUGCUGGCUUCUGCCCUGACCCAGCCCCGCCCACCAAUGACAUCACUUCCUCUCGUCCUCGCCACCUGUUCCUCAGUAAAGAAUCAGAGCUGCCUCGGAGCUGCCACUCAUCUGUGGCAGUAAUGAAGGUUCUACUGAGCCCUACACUGGGCCGAUGCAGCUCCCUGCCCGAGAUAAGUCCUGUGUACGGACGCAGACUGAGCUCCUCUGCUAAAGGUCUGCUGGACUGUCUGGCUCAGCUGCAGCUCAUCGACCCGCCCUCUCUCCCAGCUGCAGCCCCAGGCCCUGACAGGGACCAGCGAUACCAAGAGGUCAUGGAUAUACUAGAGUCACUGUGGCUGUCUAAGCCCAACCCCGGGAAGGGGAAAGAGGGAGAUGCAGAGGGGAAGGAGAGGUUGAAAGACUCUGGUGUGGACCUGAGCAGUGGCUCAGCUGGGUCGGGGGGUUCUGGGAAAGACAUCGCCAGCCGAGUACAGAGCAGUCCAGGGGAGGAUGAGGCGAUCUCAGAGUCGCCCGCAGGGAGAGGUGAGAUGAUGCAGACUACUGAGAGCCUCAAAGCCCCAAGAAGCCCAUCUUCUUCAAACAGCACGGCCUAUAAGUCCCCCACUGACAUAGAGAGAGACACCCCGGAGGACACCCCUAGCUCAGGGACACCUCCGUCAGUCCAGCGAGCGCUGCUCACCAAGCGUGUCUCCCAGGACCCUGACCCGGUCUGGGUUCUCAACCUGCUGAAGAAGCUGGAGAAACAGUUUAUGACCCACUACGUCGACGCCAUGGCUGAGUUCAAGGUGCGUUGGGACCUAGACAACAAUGUGAUGUUGGACACUAUGAUCACUGAGCUGAGAGACGAGGUGAAGAAGAGGAUCCAGACAAGCAUUGAUCGUGAGCUGAGGAAGAUCCGGGGGCGUGCAGGGCGGGGGGGCGUGCCGCGCCCCCCUAUCCUGUCCCGCGAUUCAACCGUUACAGACCAGAGGAGGCGGAGGCUAAAGGUCAUGAAGGUUCAGUCAGUGAACAAGAGUGACGGGGAGCAGGGUUCGGGGGCGGAUGUUAGUGACCCGCGCAGCGAGGGCGAGGAUGAGUACUGUCCCUGCGACGCCUGUAUACGGAAGAAGGCGGAUGUCCAACAAAUCAAAAUGGAAGCUGUGGUCGCCACAGCGCCGGUGAUGAUGGCGUUUGAUCUGCGGAAGAUCCUGCUGAUGAAGAAAGACCCAAAGCCUCUUGCGCCCUCUAGCCCCACGGAGGGGUUGAACAAUGAUCGCCUGGAAUUGGAGGAGAAGAAAGAGGAAGAGGAGGGUGUGAAUCCAGAGGUGGUACACAAAGACGAGGAAGAGGAGGAGACCAAGGAGGAUAUUAUACCAACUGUUGUCAUAGAGGAAGCUAUCCCUGAGGAGGAAGAGGAAGGAGUGACUGAGGGAGAGGAGGAAGUACAGGAGAGUGAUGGAGCUGAGUCUGUGAUGGGGGAAGUAGAGGAGGAGAUAGCUGAGGAGAUAGCUGAGGAGAUAGCUGAGGAGAUACAGCCUGAAGAACAGGAGGAUGGAGUGGUGGAGGGAACAGAGGAUGAGGAGGAGGAGGAAGGAGAGAUGGGAGGUGAAAUUUCAGGAGAAGAUGGCGUGGACGCGGAGGAGACUGGAGAGGGAGAGGAGUUAGUAGAAGGGGAAGAGGAAGGAGCAGGGGACGCUGAAGCAGUGCAGGAGGGUCAAGCGGGAGGAGAUGAAAACACUGUUGAUGGACCAGCAGAGGGGGAUGAGGUGGUGGAAGAGAUGGGAGAGGGGGAGAGGGAGGAGACGGGUGAGGAGGGAGUAGAGACAGGAGAGGGAACAGCUGAGGAGGAUGAAACAGGAGGAGACGAAGAGGAGGAGGAGGAUGAAGGAGAGGAGAACAAUGCGGUGUCUGAAUUCAAGGUGGAAGAAGAGGAGGAGGAGGAGGAAGAGAAUGGAAACACAGCAGGAGAGACAAGUGGAGAGGAGGAGGGUGAGACGGGAGCAGAGGGAGAGACUCCUGAGGAAGGCACAGAGGGCAAUGUGGGGGUGGAGGAUGCUGUGGAGGAGUUGAAUCCUGAAGAAGACAAUGAAGAGGUGAAAGAGGGAAACCGAGAAAUGCCCCUGAUAAGCCAGAUGACCAGAACCUCUGUGGAGUCCCAGCCAGGAUCUAUGGAGAACACAGUUUCACCAAUGCGCUCUUUAACACCCAUUGAGACCAAGGAAACCGGCUCUGAUGGACACAAGAUGGCGUCUGCAGGUGAGGGGUCUGGGGGGAAAGGCCAGAGGAGGAGCCGAUCUCCAGCCAGAGCCAAACGCAGGAAACCCAAAGAGAGCGAUAUAGAACUAGAUGAUCUAGAAAUGUAACCCUCACAGGACAUAGUAAUGAUCUAUGACGUCCAGUUCUAUCACAGAAGAUAGAACUGGACGUUCUAG
Molecule: messenger RNA, 7767 nt
Organism: Oncorhynchus masou masou (cherry salmon)
Lineage: Eukaryota; Metazoa; Chordata; Actinopteri; Salmoniformes; Salmonidae
Gene: rp1l1a
Product: rp1 like 1a
Exons: 8
Coding region: 1-7698 (2565 amino acids)
Biological process (GO): photoreceptor cell development; axoneme assembly; retina development in camera-type eye
Cellular component (GO): axoneme
Source: RefSeq, a predicted model, not a curated record